Molecule: messenger RNA, 930 nt
Organism: Sphenostylis stenocarpa
Lineage: Eukaryota; Viridiplantae; Streptophyta; Magnoliopsida; Fabales; Fabaceae
Source: the annotation of a GenBank genome assembly
AUGGUGUCCCUCAACCCAAACCCCCCUCAAGCUUUUCCCUUCUUCGACCCCUUCAACAUGGAGGAUCCCAAUAAGAAGGUUCGAAAGCCUUACACCAUUACCAAGUCCAGAGAGAACUGGACCGACCACGAGCAUGACAAGUUUCUCGAAGCUCUUCACUUAUUCGACCGUGACUGGAAGAAGAUUGAAGCAUUUGUGGGUUCAAAAACAGUUAUCCAGAUAAGGAGUCAUGCACAGAAGUAUUUCAUGAAAGUUCAGAAGAAUGGAACAAGUGAACAUGUACCUCCCCCUCGUCCGAAAAGAAAAGCUGCUCAUCCAUACCCACAAAAGGCUUCUAAAAAUGCUCUUACUUUAUCCAAAGUUACGAGGCCUUUGCAAUCUUCAUCUGCUUUGUCUGAAUCAUCAUACAUUUAUAGGCCGGACUCAUCAUCUGUGCUUAGAACUACAGUUAGCAGUGUGCCAUUGCCAUCUUGGGGUUAUAAUGUUACACCACCAGUUGGUCUUCCUCAAGUGACUAAAGAUGAUAUGGUGUUGAGUAAACAAGUCAAUCCCUUCAAUUACUGCCACAGCAGUAGUAACGAGAGCACUCCCAGGGCUUGGCCAAGUAGCAAACAGACAGAUCAGCAGGGUGACCACCGCCAGCCAAUUAUAGAAAUGCCAGAUUUUGCUCAAGUAUAUAGCUUCAUCGGAAGUGUGUUUGAUCCAAAUGCGACUAAUCAUUUACAAACACUGCAACAGAUGGACCCAAUAAAAGUGAAAACCGUAUUGCUGUUGAUGAGAAACCUCUCCUCCAAUUUAAGGAGUCCUGAGUUUGAGAAUGAAAGAAAGAUGCUGUCAAUGUAUAAUGCAAGCUCGGAGAGGACAAAAUCCAGUAAUCGUCACAGCCAAUCCUUCACUGACAGAUCAAAGAGUGCUAUCUUAUCUGCUUAA